Eimeria tenella is the source of this 663-nucleotide messenger RNA. RefSeq lists its product as uncharacterized. The transcript has 2 exons. The record is from RefSeq and is a predicted model, not a curated record. Lineage: Eukaryota; Apicomplexa; Conoidasida; Eucoccidiorida; Eimeriidae. Bases 1 to 663 code for a protein of 220 amino acids.
AUGGUUUCGGGGCUUCGGGCGGAGGAAAUCCCGGCGGAUUCGCCGGAGGCGUGGCUGCGUCGUCUGACGGUGAAGACCGAGCCGGCGGAGGAUGCGACGACCGGCGGCAGCAGCAGCGCCGCCGCCGCCACUGCUGCUGCUGCUGCUCGUCGCUGCAGCAAGAGAGAGGGAGGGAAGCAGCUGAAGGAGAAGAAAGAAAAAAAAGAGGGCCCCCGGAAGCCCCCGAAGGCGGAGCGGAUUCUCAUGCCCCGCGAAGACCCGGUGUACAGGCCGGCGCUGGCCCCUUCGCAGCUGCCCCUGGGCUUUUCGCAAGUGGCCAACAGAGGCGAAGAGAGUUUCAGCGAGCAGCAGCAGCAGCUGCUGGCUCUGGGGGCCCCUGGGGAGAAGGGGCUGUGGCGCAUGCAUGCGCGCAGCGGGCUCAAGUACCGCAAGGGCCCCUUCACGCAGGAGGAGCAGCAGCUGCUGCGGGAGGCGCUGCAGCAGUUCGCGCAGCAGGAGGGCCUGGGCUCUGCGGAGGAGGCGGCUCGCAGCCUGGCGAGCAGCGGGGGCCCCCCGGGGGGCCCCCCGGGGGGCCGCAAACUGGGGAAGAGCUGCCGGCCUUCGGCAUCCCCUGGCGCCGCAUUCAGGCGGAGAGCUUCCCGCAGCAAACGCAUGCGUUCUUGA